CGGAAUGGUCGUGAAGUUCCAUAGUUCAUUUCCAAAGAGUGAUAACAAAUUAAUUCGUAAUUUUUUUUCUUCCUGCAUAUACAGUUCACGUAUAAUAUUUACAUUGUCUCUCAAAUAAUUCCAUGACAGCGUUUCAAUAGUUCCAUUGAAUUAUUGAAUUCCAAUAGUCAGCAUUGUAUUGUAUUGUCAUCAAUAAUUCCACAAUAAUUCCACUGUCAGCAUUGUACUGUUUAUUUCGUGACAAUGGCCGAGAGAACAGAGAACAGCAUUAGAGCACGAGUGAUUCUCCAGCAGUGUCUACACGCACGACUCCAAGUUAAACCUCCAGAUGCAGAGAGUGAAGCUGAAUGGGUUGAGAUUAACAGGGGAAUGGUAAUAUACAUCUGCUUCUUCAAAGGUGCCACUGAAGAUAUCAUCCCCAAAAUGGUGAACACACUGUUAAAUAUUAAGCUUUGUGAGACAGCUUCAAGAAAGUAUACCUCAGUCCUUGAAUUACCUGGAAGUGUUCUUAUUGUACCUCAAGCCACACUUGGAGGAAAACCGAAGGGAAAGGGGAUGCAGUACCAUGGCAACAUCAGUAGAGAUGAAGGGCUGAUACUCUAUGACAGCUUUGUGUCUCAGUGUGAAAACGAACUCUCAGCUUGCAAGAACAGUGAGACCGCAACAGAUGUUAAACAUGGAACUUAUGGGAACAGACAAGUCCUGAAGCUGGAUACUAAUGGACCCUAUACCCACCUAAUGGAGUUUUAAGUGCACCAUUCGUUUUUUGUUUUGUUUUGCUUAUUUCAUUUUUUGUUGAAUCAUUUUAACAGCAUUGAUCAGUAGUACUUUAUUGUUUAGGCUUUGGCAUUAUGGACCAUUAUAAAACUAUUAGUGCACAUUUAUAGUUCCACUUCUGAUUCCAAUAAAUGUAUG
Molecule: messenger RNA, 915 nt
Organism: Xyrauchen texanus (razorback sucker)
Lineage: Eukaryota; Metazoa; Chordata; Actinopteri; Cypriniformes; Catostomidae
Gene: dtd2
Product: D-aminoacyl-tRNA deacylase 2
Exons: 3
Coding region: 244-750 (168 amino acids)
Biological process (GO): tRNA metabolic process
Cellular component (GO): cytoplasm
Molecular function (GO): D-tyrosyl-tRNA(Tyr) deacylase activity
Source: RefSeq, a predicted model, not a curated record